Encephalitozoon cuniculi GB-M1 is the source of this 1341-nucleotide messenger RNA. RefSeq lists its product as uncharacterized. Lineage: Eukaryota; Fungi; Microsporidia; Unikaryonidae. The transcript has a single exon. The record is from RefSeq and is marked provisional. Gene Ontology annotation, cellular component: nucleolus. The coding region runs from base 1 to 1341 and encodes 446 amino acids. Gene Ontology annotation, molecular function: protein binding. Gene Ontology annotation, biological process: positive regulation of transcription by RNA polymerase I; rRNA processing.
AUGGUGUACUUCAGAAGCAAUAAUUUUGGGAUAGAGGACUUCGAGAGAGAAAGCUUUGAUCCCGUCCAUGAGCAGGAAGACCCGAUUUCCAGCCUGUGCAGCGGCAAGGAUGGGGUUGUUGCAGGGUCUAAGGGCUGUGCACUGCUGAUCAGGAAGGGUGAAGGCAGGAGAAAGAAGAUAGCGAAGUUUGAUAGAGAUGUAAGUGCUGUGGAUGUAUGCGGGGAGUUGGCUGCAUGUGGGGACGAAAGCGGGCACAUCAAGGUGAUUGGGAAGAUGAAGAGUAUUGUCAGGCAGUACUACGAGCACGAGGCCAGGAUCAACGAGAUAAGAAUCGAUGGGACGAUGCUGGUGAGCUGCAGUGAUGAUAUGAAGAUAAAGAUAUUUGAUCUGUCGAAGGCAGAGUCUGUUGCCACCAUAUCCGACAGCACAGACUAUGUCCGGAGCAUCGACAUUGUGGAUGGGAUUGUGUUUUCGGGGUCGUAUGAUGGAUUCGUUAGGGGGCAUUGCCUGAAGACCCUUUCAAGGGUGGUCGAGUAUAAUGCCGGGUGCCGAAUAUCAAGGAUCUGCGCGCUGGGGAGCAGCCGCAUAGCCCUUGCAUCUGGAAACGAGGUCCGUGUGAUCGAUGUCUCGGGAGGCAUUGAGAUUGGGAGGUUUUUUCACAUCAAGGAGGUGACGUCGAUGGUGUUCUAUGGACACAGGCUCUAUACGGCAUCGUUAGAUGCAAACGUAAGGGUGUUCACAACGGAUCUUAAGAUGAUAUCGAGAGUUGGGGUCCGAGGAGGAAUCCUGGACAUCAGCAUCUUCGACGAUGUUGUGUAUCUUGGGCUGGAGGAUGGAGGAGUGCUGGAGCUGGUCAAGGAGAAGCCGAAGAAGAGUCCCAUGGUGCCUAAGGACAAGGGGGAUGGCCUGCACGACGAGGUGAGGGUUGAUAUUGUCCGAAAUCCGGUGGAAAGGCUUACCUACCUGGAGAAGAGGCUGAACAGGUUUGAGUACAAGAAGUCGAUGAUGCAUGCGAUGGAAAAAAGAGAUGUCCAGGAGAUGUUUGCAGCGAUGAGCUACAUCCAUGAAAAAAGGGGAUUCGUGCGUGCGCUCCAGGAUCUGAGCAGGAAGGAGCUGGCAGGUGUCCUUGAUGUGAUAGUCGAGUUCUUCACGGUUAAGGAGUUUGUGCCCAUUUUCUCUGAAUGCAUUGGAGUUAUUCUUUCUCUGUACGAAAGAGACAUAGAGGACGAUCCAAUGCUUGCCGGGAGGAUAGAGGCGCUUGCAUCAGUUGUUGACGACGAAGUGUACUUCCAAGAGCAGAAUCUCCGCUCCAUUGCGUUUCUCGAGUGCUUUGGAGGGUAG